ACCUGCAAAAAAAAGUUCACGGAAGACCAAGCAGGCAGAGGCAAAAAAGAAACAAGUACCCAGGAGGCGGCCACUGCUGACCAAGCCCGUGGAUGAUGUCUACCUGACGUGGCAUUAUGAGCGCCCAUCCUAUGAAGUGGAAAAGGCUGUGGGGAUGCUAAAGAAAUUUCAGGAGCUGGACUUCACGUACCCCAAACAGUUUGUCUAUAUUAAUGCGUUCCUAGAUAUGGCACUACAGAAGAAGAAAAAAGUGGAACCAUUUACAAGCACUGUUCUUCUUCCAUAUCGCUUUUCAGAUCAAACAAAUAAGGUCUUGGUUUUCACAGAGAAUGAGCAAGAAGCUGAACUAGCUCGAGAGAACGGAGCUGCUGUUGUGGGAGGAGUUGAAUUAAUCAAAUGGAUUUUGGAAGAUGAAAUCCAAGCAGACUCUUACAUAGCUGUUCCUGAAAUAAUCCCUAAGCUAAUACCAUUAAGGAACAAACUCAAACGGAAAUAUCCAAGUACAAAAAGAAAUUCCCUGGGCCAUGAUAUUCUCAAAAUGCUGCAACUCUACAGAGACGGUCUUGAGUACGCGGUACAAGACGAGUGUGUAAUCAAGACAAGAAUAGCAAGACUGGAUAUGCCUACUGAGCAGAUAAUUGCGAAUCUAAAAACAGUUAUCAAUGACAUCUGCACAUUCAAGCCCUUGACUUAUGGUCCUUUGGUGCAGAGGUUGGUGAUUAGAUCUUCCACCAGUGAAGGUUUGCUAUUGAACCUUGAUGGACUUCUGCCUCAGGUGGAGAAAGUAGAAGAAAAAGAAGAAGAAAAAGAUGCGGAAGAUAAUGAAGAAAAACAUGUCCCGGAAUCUGCUAGUACCUGA
Molecule: messenger RNA, 859 nt
Organism: Nestor notabilis (Kea)
Lineage: Eukaryota; Metazoa; Chordata; Aves; Psittaciformes; Psittacidae
Gene: MRPL1
Product: mitochondrial ribosomal protein L1
Exons: 7
Source: RefSeq, a predicted model, not a curated record